Molecule: messenger RNA, 2833 nt
Organism: Chionomys nivalis (European snow vole)
Lineage: Eukaryota; Metazoa; Chordata; Mammalia; Rodentia; Cricetidae
Gene: Triqk
Product: triple QxxK/R motif containing
Exons: 5
Coding region: 231-491 (86 amino acids)
Cellular component (GO): endoplasmic reticulum membrane
Source: RefSeq, a predicted model, not a curated record
UGGACUGCUGCCCGCCCGGCUGGACCCGCGGUUGGGCCGCCCAGGCUGUGCUACGCUGAGUAAGAAAAGUCAGCCGAGAGUGUAAUUUUUGGUGACUGGAGUUGAAUUUGCCAGGAAAGCAGUGCAGCCUUGGAGGCCUUGCUUCGGGAAACAUCUCUUUUCUGGCCGCUGUCCAGAGUUUAGACUUGGCAGCAUCAAGGACACAGUAUAAGGUAUUUUGGAGAUCAAAGAUGGGUAGAAAAGACUCUUCCACUACGAAACUUCCUGUUGAUCAGUACAGAAAGCAAAUUGGCAAACAGGAUUAUAAAAAAACCAAACCUAUUUUACGAGCAACCAAAUUAAAAGCAGAAGCAAAGAAAACAGCAAUAGGCAUAAAGGAAGUCGGUCUCAUGCUUGCAGCUCUCCUGGCCCUCCUACUGGCUUUCUAUGCUUUCUUUUAUCUCCGACUGUCCACGAAUAUUGACUCUGAUCUGGACCCAGAUGAAGAUUAGCUGAGCAAUAAAUGAAGCGAUCAAUAAAUGAAGGGAAAUAAUUCCGAUAAGAGCAUCCUUGGGGAGAAGUACUUUGGCAGUUUCCAAAACUGAAACAUUUUGAAUAUUUUCUUCUUGGUACUGUCAGUUUGCAGAAAUAUCUUUGUACCUCAUGGCAUAAGGUAUCUGGAGACUUUAUCCAGCAAUCCCGAGUCACAUAUGCUAGUCAAUACUUUGUAAAUCCUUCAGCUUUGGCAGAUACCCUAUUCAUGUUAUAGUUGGAUAACACAGUUUUCAUAUGUCUUCCAAAUUUACAUGUGUAACUCAGCCACUUAAACAUCAUUAAAUCUGCUUUAUCCGAUGUAUAUUGUAAGGAAAAGUUCGCAUUCUUAUUUGAAAAUGCACACUCAAAAUCAUUCUAAGAAUGAGCAGAAGGCAAUGGGAAAUUUUUUGAUAUUUUUUAUUUCAUUUUAUUACUUUUGUUUAUAUGGAUACAGUUAAUUAGUCAUGUGUGUACACAUGUAUUUUGGGUGUGUUCAUGGGUACCCAUGCCUGUUGGGCUCAGGGUUCAACCCUGAAUAUUGUUCUUUUUUAAAAAAAAAAUCUUAUUUUACAUGCCCAUCCCAGUUUUUACAAAGAAGCAUGCUUUCUUUCCAGACAUAUUUGAUAUCAUUAGGGAGACUAUCUGCACAUGCAUCCGCAGGAAUCUUUUUUCCUUCCUUGCCAACUGUUAGUGCACAUGUGCUGUGUCAGAGAUGGCACCUGGAUGACAGAAGCUCACAGAGUCACAUAUGCCCCUAAAGAAGAGUUCCUUUCCUCCUGGGCCGUCUGAGCUGGUGUAAACAGAAAGUUCAGCUGAUCUCAGUUUUAAUUAACUUAUUAUUGCAUUAAUAUAAAAUUGGAAUUCUAUAUUAAUUAUGUUGUUCUGGUCGCCUGCAGUAUCAUUUCGCCCCUCUUGUUAGGGAGCUGUGCAGCAAUCUGCUUUUAAUUGCACAGGGUUUCUCACGGUGCAGAAUUGGCAGGAGUGUACCUACGCAAAAGCAUUUUGUUGGGGUGUCUCUUAAAUCUGAGCAUUACAAAGCCUUGUUUUUUAAAUUACAUUUUGUCUCUUGAGAACUAAUUCAUGAUCAGUAGAGAAAAAUAAACGGUGGAGAAAUAUGCCACGUGUCGCUUUCAUCUGUGCUCUUCUAAACAGUUUGUGAGUAUUUUUGUGCUGUGACAUAAAGACUAUUCAGCAUCUGAUUGGAAGUCAGAGGUUUAAUAAAAGUGUUAAAGAUACAUGAACACAUAAAUCUUAGGAAGCUUUGUGGAUAUAUGUGUAUAUAUAUGCAUAUAUGUGUGUAUGCAUACACAUAUAUAUACGUAUAGCCAUAGAAUUGAUAUUAGCUUCUAUCUACUAUAAAGAUGUAUAGAAAAUGGCUAUUUUGAAAUAUGUGCAGAGUUUUAGAGUGUACCUUGACUUUCUGAGAAAUAAAUACAAUUCUAAGAUCAUUUCUCUACUUGCGAGAGGCGGGAACUCUGAUAGAUGCUCGAGGAGUAAGUCUGGCUGUAGAGCAUAGGUUGUAAAAGAACAGGUAUUCUUUGUUACCUGUUCAGAGGCUGAGUGUGUCAGUGCACCAUUUGUUCUGUGGAAUUCAUCAGUGUGAAACAGCCCAAGUUUCCAGUAUCCUCACAGAUUAUUUAUGCCAAACAUCUGAGGGCAAAAUUUAGCCAGCGUUAUUUGCUGGAUUCUUCCCCCUGAACCCACAGACUCAAGAAACAGAGAAGAGUUCCUGUAUACUCACCACAGAGGACCCAUCCAAGUGGCAUUUUUAGGAAAGGUUGCAGCAUUUUACGCCAUGUGGUAUGUCUGUUCGCAAAGUGAGAGGCAAGGGAAUAUCCAAGCUGGCAUUUUGGAUUUGAUGGGCCUUUUACUUUCCUGAGUGACAUGCCACAUGUCAAGAAAUACUGUUUUCUUCCAGUCUCCUCACACUGACGUGAGCAAUUUCAUUUAGUUAUUUCUCUACCAUAUGGCGCUAAACACAGGCACAUCCACUGCAGCUUCUUUCUGUUUUUCAGUGGUAAUUGCAGUGAGAGGACGUGUAAUAGUUGUGUAUCAGAUACCUGUCCAGGUUCUAGAGUAGCACAGUUAACAGCACUCAAAAGAGAUGCUUGACAAGUGGUUGUUCUGAGGAAAAACUUCACCUUUCUGUUCUGUUCAUGAGAUUUGCUGUGGAGAGAAAAUGUUGUUUCUAUAAUAAUAAAUACAAGUUGAAAUGUACUGUAAUAAUAAGCAAGUUUCACCACCUGAAUUUCUCCAUGUCCUGUUCCAUUUGUGUAGCUGGUUGAUUUAUGACAUUCCCAGAAAACAAACCCCAGACUAA